Amphimedon queenslandica is the source of this 3496-nucleotide messenger RNA. Its product is annotated as NACHT, LRR and PYD domains-containing protein 3-like. The record is from RefSeq and is a predicted model, not a curated record. The transcript has 4 exons. The coding region runs from base 11 to 3394 and encodes 1127 amino acids. Gene Ontology annotation, biological process: signal transduction. Lineage: Eukaryota; Metazoa; Porifera; Demospongiae; Haplosclerida; Niphatidae. Gene Ontology annotation, molecular function: protein binding.
CUUCGACAAAAUGGCUGAUUUUCAAGAAGAAAGCUUGGAGUCUUUUCUUGUCAGAUACAAGACAGCGGACAAAUCAUUCUCAGAAUUAAAGAAAGAAUGUGAUACCAAACUUUUUGCAGUCCUCGAUCUGAACUACAGCUUGAGUCUCGUAACGAUUCUUGGUUUAGGGGAAGUGGAUAAUUUGGCCAUUACGAAGGAUAAUGAAAAAGAUAAGGACAGGGUUAUUGCUCUGUUUUGGAAGUGGAAAGCAACCCAAGGAUAUGAUGCAACGUAUCUGGCCCUGAUAUCUGCUCUUCUGAAAUGUAAAGAAGUUGAAGCUGCAGAGCAGGUUUGUGGCUACGUGUACUUGGGUAUGGACCUGUCUAAUAUUUCUCCAGCAAGUUUGGCAACUGAAGGAUCUUUGGAAAGACAACCACAAGAUGAGCCACACAAAAGAUACCUCCCAAUUAGUUACUCAAAAAGUGAGCAAGCGAAGGCUCCUUGUGAAAAAGACACCAGCAACAUUGCUUGGCAGAUCUUUGACAAAUGUCAUGAUCAACUGGUUGACAUCAUCAGGGGUGAUGAUAAACUUUGCCACAGUUUGUUAGAGGAGCUGUAUCAAUGCUUCCUUAUUGGUUCAGCAGAGAAAGAAGUCAUUCAGCAGUUGCCGUGCAUUGACAUAAGGAGCAAAGCAAUAAUGGGACGCGUCUCUACUUUUAUUAGCAAAGGAAGAAAUCCAAUCGGGUCCCUAGCUAAGUUAGUGUCUGUUCUGAAGAGCUUUGAAGUAUUUUCUGCCAUAAAUAGGAACUUAUUGAUGGAAGCUCGUUAUGCUGACUUGAAACUGAGAGAUGUACAUGCAAGUCACUCGGCCAAGAAAUCACCACCUGUAUCAGACAAAAUAACAACUUCUGCUACAAAAUAUGAUGAGGAUCUAAUGACUGAUUCCAUUAAGAAAUAUUCUCGUCAUAUGAAGCUUUAUUAUAAGAAGCAAAAGCCUGACCCAAAGUGGUCAAUGGAUAGUGCCCCAUCAAAAGUUUAUGUAGACUUAGCAGUUCUUAACAAAGAUGAAGUCUGCUCUGAUCCUUUCUCAAAAUCGACAAUACAUGGGAUUGAUGAUGAUAUUUUUCAGCGCAAGGAUCCACUCUCAGUAGAUGAGCUGUGCAACAUUGAGUAUGGAGAUGCCAUUUUGAUUGAAGGUGCUCCUGGAAUAGGGAAAUCAAUGCUUGCAUUUGAGAUAUGUAGCCGAUGGGUCAAAGGAAAAGCGUUAAUGGGCUACACACUGCUGUUAUUGUUUCGUUUAAGAGAAAAAUUUGUACAAGAUUGUGAGACCGUUAAAGAGUUACUGGGUUGCUUCUUGGUUGGUCAGUCAUGGAAGGAGGAAGUUGUUAGAGAUAUUAUUGAUAACAGUGGAGAGGGUGUCAUUAUUAUUCUUGAAGGUUUUGAUGAGCUACCUCAUGAGCUUACCACACCUGAUUCAGUAUUUUUAAAGUUGUCUUUUGAGCUCCCAAGUGCAUCUUUUAUCUUCACUAGUCGUCCAUCAGCAAAGCAUUGCUUAAAACAGGAAAUUUUAUUUGAGCGUCACGUUGAAGUGAUUGGAUUUACUAAGCCAAGCAUUGAAAAAUAUGUUACUGAGUUUUUCAAAGGGAACAGUGAGCAUAUUACGAGUUUUAAUCAACAUCUAGAAGAGUCACCAAAAAUAAGAGACUCUCUUUAUAUUCCUGUCAAUCUCGUUAUUGUAUGCACCAUAUUUGAGCAGUCCAUUAGAAAUGAAGAGCAAGUUCCGUUAAAAGGCAUUGUAACAUCAACCAAAUUAUAUGAUGUAAUGAUUAAAACAUUAUUAUAUCGACAUAUGAAAAGUCAGAAUCCAGCAAAAUCAAUUAGUAUACCAGAUUUGAAUAGAUUGCCUUAUAAUCUUGCUAUAGAAUUUAAGAAAAUUUGUGAAAUAGCAUAUAAUGGCCUAAGAGAAAAGAAGACAAAGCUUUUAUUUUAUGCAAAUGAUGAAUUUGAGACCUUCGGAAGCAACUUUGAAACUUUAGGCAUAAUGCAGAAAGAAAUUCAACUUUAUCCAGGAAAAGGUGAUGUUGUUGUUUAUUCCUUUCUUCAUCUCACUAUUCAAGAGUUCCUUGCUGCCUAUCAUGUUAGCCAGCUACCUCGAAAAGAAAUCAAGGAACAUUUUCACCGAUACAAAAAUGUAAGAAAUUUGGCGACAAUGCUUCGGUUUCUAGCUGGGCUUACUGAGUUAAAGUCAAUCACAAUAAGUGUAAACAAAGAAUUGUACAACAUGAAUACAUUGCAUUGCUUAUAUGAGUCUGGGGAUGAGUCUAUCAUAAGUCGACUAUUCAACAAAAGUCAUGAGAUAUUCAAAAUUCGUCGACUGCUACCAAAGGCCACACCCCAAGACAUGUACAUAAUUGGAAGAUGCAUAGCAUUGAGUAAAUGCCAAUGGGAGCUGAGUUUUACGCUUCGUGGUGUAACUCAUGAUCAUAUUGAGAGACUUCAGAGAGGAUUAUAUUCCGAGAAAUUUAUUUCAUGUAAAAUAAAUGAAAUUAGUUUCUCACUUAAUCCUAUUGGAGAUGAAGGAAUGAUAAAGUUGUUGUGUUUUCCUGAUCGUAUUCUCCACCAUUUGGUUUCAUUACGUUUGUCAACUUGUGAACUACAGCUUCAAUCAGCUAUAGAAUUUGCCAAACGUUUUGAGAAGUUUCAUAACCUGUCUACCCUUUUGUAUCACAAUAAUCGAUUGCAAGAAGGUGAUCAACGUUCUCUCCUUGAAGCAAUGAUUCCUAUGCAUAAUAUUAAACGGGUUUCUUUCUCUAAGCUUAGUUCUGAAGAGUGCUCAUUGCUAUUGACAAAAGUAACUAAUCUUAGCACAGUUGAACUCUAUCAAUUAGGAUCCGAUAGUAUCAAAGCAAUAGUUGAAUGUGUGCCCUGUGCUGCUUCACUUCGAGUUUUACGUAUUGAACAAUCGCAAUGUGCUGUAGAGAACCUCAACCAGUUACCCAAGGCACUCUCCUCCUCUACUCUAGAAAACCUAGAGCUAAUCAAUUGUAACAUUAACUUUGACAUUGUUCCUAUUAUUGUUGAAGCUGUGUUAGAAUCAACUCAUUUAGCAACCCUUGGCCUUCGAGAUAAUUUCAUUGGUGAUAAAGGAGGCUUUUUAUUGUGUAAAAUGCUGAAACAACUUUUUUCUGGGACUACUACCAAUAGACGCCAUAAUAGUUUAAAGUUUCUUGACAUUGGGCAUAACAAUUUCACAGAGGUGGGAGUAUCAGAUUUUGUAACACUAUUGGCUUCUUUGAAAGUUGCAGAUUGCGAUUUUGCUCUCUUUGUAUCCCUUAGUUGGAAGGAUUUUGAAACAAAAUUUAACUGUUAUUCAGAUGCUGAGAAAUUUUUAAAAUUUGAUCGUAAUGAAGAUUGAUUUGAAUUUCUACUAACGGUGAUCUAAUCUUUUUAUUAAUAAUUUAUUUGUUGAUACUUGCUUUUUAGUAAUAAUUUAUUUGUUGAUACAUGAAUAACAGGA